Molecule: messenger RNA, 327 nt
Organism: Heterobilharzia americana
Lineage: Eukaryota; Metazoa; Platyhelminthes; Trematoda; Strigeidida; Schistosomatidae
Source: the annotation of a GenBank genome assembly
AUGAAUCCAAGACGACGCUUUUCCAGUCAUCCUGUAGAAUGUAAUGGUCUGUAUAUUGAUUAUCUUACUGGGUGUGAACACAAUGCAAAGUUUCCUUCAAACUGCCUGUAUUCACAACUGACUAAAAGUCAUUAUGAUACAGCGUCGGAUACAUUUGAGUCAAGUUCAUCAAGUAAGCAAGAAAAAGUCCCAAAAUCAGAUAAAAAUUUACCCAUUCAUUCGAUGGAUCAAUUUAAAUCUCAUAAUUGUAUUAAUCUUAUGAUAACAAUCGAAGCUCACUUACAAGCAAAUUCGUAUCCUGAGAUCAUACUUCAAGUGAGGCCUUAG